Molecule: messenger RNA, 1644 nt
Organism: Lodderomyces orthopsilosis Co 90-125
Lineage: Eukaryota; Fungi; Ascomycota; Pichiomycetes; Serinales; Debaryomycetaceae
Gene: CET1
Product: polynucleotide 5'-phosphatase
Exons: 1
Coding region: 1-1644 (547 amino acids)
Biological process (GO): 7-methylguanosine mRNA capping; polynucleotide 5' dephosphorylation
Cellular component (GO): mRNA capping enzyme complex
Molecular function (GO): polynucleotide 5'-phosphatase activity
Source: RefSeq, a predicted model, not a curated record
AUGAAUGUGGGCUCUAUAUUAAAUGAUGAUCCACCUCAAAGCGGAUCGCAAUCGUCACACCAACAGACUCAAACCCCAUCUGGUCACAAUCUGCUGCUACUGCAACGUCAACAACCUCGCCAACCACCAUCCAGUUGCUCGUCUUCACAAUCAGUCCACCAAAGACAUUCAAUAACGAAUAUGUUGAAUGAUACGACACAAGAAGACGUGUCGCUGAAACCCCAUGAGCAAGUGCUGCAACAGAAAUCCGUGCCACAGCAACUGCCUCAACAACCGCCAGCACAACCAAUGGAAGAGUUCCGAAAACCAUUCAGUUCAAGUGCGAUGAGCUCCCCAGUAUUGACCCAAAGACCAAACCCAAUUCAUAUGGGUAGUAGUAGUGCAGUUUCGAGCUCUCGAACAAGCCCCAACACUUCGAAACGAAAUAGUAUAGCUAAUUUGACCAAUCCUGAGGAUGCGCCAGCCAUUAGACGUGAAGAAGCUGACACCAAUCACUCAGCGGUAAAACAUACUGAGAGCAAGAUAUGUACUGAACCGGUGGUGAAUCCUGAUGAUGAUGACUUAACCAAAAUCAAAAAAAUCAAACAGUCAAACAAACCAAAAAGAUACGAUACACCACCUAUAUGGGCGCAAAGAUGGGUUCCUCCUAAUGCGCGUGGUCCAGGCGAUGUCAACAAUGGGGCACCUAAUGUCAGUAGUGAUGCCAAUGGAUUAACAAGGGUAUCACUGAAACCAGUAUUUGACCGAACUGUUACGAAUUAUGUCGAUUUACAAUGUAGUAUCACUGGAGUUAUUCCGCCUUCAUCGAUGACACGUACAAUAGCGGAGUGGGUAUAUGCGAAUUUUGCCAACAUUGAGGAUUCCAAUAGACAGAAUGUUGAAUUAGAGUUGAAGUUUGGAAAGAUUAUCGACAAAAGAACAGGUAAUAGGAUCAAUUUGAAUGUUAUCACAGAGUGUAUUUACACCAAUGACUCAGAUAUUCGAUUUGAUAUGGAGGUGGAAGAGAUUGCUUGGAACGACGUGCGUAAAAUGUUUGACGAAUUGGAGAAACGAUUUCAAGAGGAAAAGAAAACUGAUCCCAGUAUUCGAGACAAACGUAAAUUCAGCAUGCUUGAAUCUGAUCAAACCGAUUCCUUUUAUCAAAUUGGCAACAAGAAUGAACAUUUGCGGAAAGUGAGGAUAUCAAAGGAUAAUUUACUCCAACCACCUCGGUACACUGCUAUUCAAAAGGAAAGAAUUGCUGACUUGUACAUCCAUAACCCUCAAUCAAUGUAUGAUUUACGUCUUUCCCUUUCGUUGGAAGUACCAGUACCAGAGGGAAAUAUUGAGUCCAUCAUGGCAAAAAAUCAACCACAAUUAACGCGUGAUAAGAAAAGGGUCUCAUUCACACAUACUCCAACAAUUACUCAAUUUGAUCUUACGCGAGUAAUGAUACCCCGUGAGUUCAAAAAUAAAGCAGGUAAAAAGGUCGUAAAUCAUGAAAUCAAGUAUGAGGUUGAAAUGGAAGCUGAUACGUUGGAGAUAUUUCAAAGUAUAGACAAAGUAAGGCAAGGCACUGACACUUUUAGGUUAGAAGAAGUGGUUGAGAUAUUCUUGAAUAAUGCCAGAGUUAUCAACAACCGAGUAACCAAGUUGGCGUUGUGA